GAUCAUCUUGUACGACACUCCUACUCUUAGUUAUAAAAUGGCAGAGGACAAAUUGGAUGUAAUUAUAUUUGGAGCUACAGGAUACACCGGCCAAAUUGUAGUAGAAGAUGCCAUUGAAUUUUUGAAGGAUUUCAAAUGGGGUAUCGCUGGCAGAAAUGAGUCAAAACUACUAUCAGUAUUGCAAAUAGUCGCCAAUCGUGUUGGACAAGACCUAAGUCAGGUGCCCAUAAUUAUUGCUAAUGUUGCCGAACAGAAAUCUUUAGAAGAGAUGGCUAAAAAAUGCAAGAUUGUUUUAAACUGUUGCGGUCCCUUUCGCCUAUAUGGCGAAGCGGUUGUGAAGGCCUGCAUCGAUGCUGGCACCCAUCAUAUAGACAUUAAUGCCGAACCACAAUUUUCUGAUGGCAUACAAAUUAAAUAUCAUGAGCUGGCCCAAACCAGGGGGUCAUACAUAAUACCCAGUUGUGGGUUCGAAAGUAUUUGUGCUGAAAUGGCGGUAUUGUAUACAGAAAGAAAUUAUCCAGGACUCCUAAAUUCAAUUGAAUCAUAUUAUGAAACUAAUUUAAAUCAGCAGGAUAAAUCUUCCAAGGCAAUACUAAGCCGCGGCUCAUGGGAUAGCAUUAUCUAUUAUAUGCAAAAUUACAAAGAAAUUGCCAGUUUGCAAAAGCAACUUAACUAUGAAGUCAUGCCAAAUUUUAAGCCGAAAUUAAAAAUAAGAUAUGGUAUUCAUAAGACAAAGGGCUUGAAAACUUAUUUUCUGGAAAUACCUACACCCUCCCGCUAUAUAGUCCACAGAUCUCAACGUUUGCUAUUCCUGAAUGAAGAAAAGAGACCAGUCCAAUACGGAACUUACAUUGGAUUUCAUUCAUUUUGGUGGGCUCUAUUGGUGCCACUAAUAUUGGUUUUCGGUUUCAUUAUGACCCAUUUUGGCUUUACACGAAAGUUAUUGCUACAAUAUCCCAAAAUAUUCUCCCUAGGCUAUGUGGCGCAGAAGGGUCCACUUGAAGUGAAUCGCAAAGCCAUGGAAUUCAGCUACACCCUCAAGGCCAAGGGUUGGUAUAGAAGUAGCCCACAUGCACCACAUCCCACAGCGCAACUAAUUACAAGAGUUUCGGGUAAAGAUCAUUACUAUGGCAUAACCAGCAAAGCAUUAUUGGCAUGUGCCAAAACCAUUUUACAGGAGCAAGAUAAAAUGCCAGGAAAUGGAGGUGUUUUACCACCUGGUUAUGCUUUUGCUAAAACUCAACUUUUGGAUGAAUUUCGUAGCGGCAAAUAUGGCUUGCAUUUUGAGAUAUUGGAAAAGAAGUGGGAUUGAAUACAAUCCAAUAUAAAAUAUCAUAUUUUAUGCAAAGGUCAUAUAUAUUGGGUUGCCCAAAAAGUAAUUGCGGAUUUUUUAAAAGAAAGUAAAUGUAUUUUUAAUAAAACUUAGAAUGAACUUUAAUCAAAUAUACUUUGUUUACACUUUUUUCUAAAGUAAGCCAAAAGUAACAGCUGAUAACUGACAGAAGAAAGAAUGCAAUUACAGAGUCUCAAGCUGUGAACAAAUUUGACAACGCCGACUAUAUGAAAAAUCCGCAAUUA
Stomoxys calcitrans (stable fly) is the source of this 1578-nucleotide messenger RNA. Its product is annotated as saccharopine dehydrogenase-like oxidoreductase. The transcript is spliced from 7 exons. Bases 38 to 1312 code for a protein of 424 amino acids. Gene Ontology annotation, cellular component: plasma membrane; lipid droplet; mitochondrion. Gene Ontology annotation, biological process: glycolipid biosynthetic process. The record is from RefSeq and is a predicted model, not a curated record. NCBI's taxonomy places the organism in Eukaryota, Metazoa, Arthropoda, Insecta, Diptera, Muscidae.